GGAAGAAGUUCCUCGUGGCAAUGGGGGAGGGUUUUAAGCAGAAAUUCCCACUUGCUUCUUUCAUAAUGUUGAUUGCUGCUCAGGCAGAAAGCUGUUCUUUGCUUGUGCAGCUUAAUCUAGUGUAUUGCACCAAGCAGCUAAACACCUGAAACCUGUGCAGACGGCAGGAUGUGGUCGCAAGGUGAGGACAGCGCAGCGGCAGAGUCUGACGGAGAAAAUGUUUUAACGUCUGAAGAUGAGGGAGACAUCCAGUGUGAGAUCCUGGAAAUUCAGAGGGACGAAGCCAAUCAGAGGCUGUCUGAAUUGGAGGAAGUCUCCAAUCAGCUCUUGAAAGAGAUAAAUGUCCUGGAGAUGCAGUUCCAGAUUGAGCGCUCCUGCAGGGAGAGUGCUGAGGCGCUGGCUGUCAAGGUGACCAAAGAGAACAAAGUCCUGAAGAGGAAGAGCCAGAUGCUGAUGCCGCUCAUCCCCGAGCUGCCUGAGAACUUGGGUGCCGUGACCUUUGACCCAGAGACUAACCCCGAGGUUAACGGCGAGGACGUGGUCAAUGUUGGUGAGGAGACGCUGCUGCUGGAGAGUCAAGCUAAGAUAGCAGAGCUGCAGGCCUCAGUGGACGGCCUGCUGGCUGAGAAGCUGCAACUGGAGCAACAAGUGGAAGAUCUGACCAAAGAACAGGUCCAACUCAGAGAGCAGGUGUGUGUGUGUGUGUGUGUGUGUGUGUGUGUGUGUGUAUGCCAAAAGGUGAAUUUUGGUUUGUCUUGUCAGAUAUUGGUGCAGCAGAAUGCGGCCCACAUUGAGAGCGUGAUACUGACACGGAGCUCAGAGACCGGCCUGCAGCUGCAGCAGGCGCUGGAGCAAAUUUCCAACAUCAGCACGGCCCUGUGUAACAUACAACGCUAUUACCAGAAUCAGUUGAACCCGUGUCCGAGCACCGUGGACGAGAGCGGCGGCCUCUCUGAGCUGCAAAACCUGAGAGAACAGCUGGAGAAGAGCGAGGAGGAGAGGAAGGCCUCGGAGAAUCUGCUGUCUGAAGCUAACGGCACUGUCACAGAGCUCCAGGAGGAAGUGAAACAGUUAAGGGAUGCACUGAGCCGGGAGGAUGAAAAAGACAAAUCAGAGGAGAAAGCCGCUCCUGCUGCACCUCCACCGCCGCCUCCCCCCCCUCUUCCACCUCCCCCUGCUGUCCCCAAUUCCCUUGAUUUUCUGCGAUGCAGGAGAAAAGAAAGCGCAAGUAAAGCUGAAUCAGACAAAGCAGCACCCUUGUUGGACCUGAAGGCAAAGGCAGUGGAUGAAAUGAUGGAGAGAAUAAAAAGAGGCAUCGUCCUGAGGCCUUUCAAGAGAAUACAGGAGGAUGACAGCUCAUGGAAGGACCAAAGGAGUGAGAACAGAAAGUCAGCUAUCGUGGAGUUGAAAGGAAUGCUGGACAACAUGAAGCGACAGAACGUCCGCAGAGUGCCUUCCAGACGGGGCCGAAAUGUUGGGGAAGCAGAGCUCCUGCAGGUGCUCCAGAGGAGGAGGAGAGCCAUGGGGGAGAACAGGGACCAAACACAGGACCCUCAGCCAGGUUCACAGUGUGUCCCAGCAGCAGGAGAUGUUCCCUGGGCAUGCGAGAGCGGCAGCGCCCCUGUCCUCCGGAGGCUGAAACAGAAUAGAGAGAUGAGAGACUCUCGCAUCAGAGCAUCGGCACUGAUCAACAGCCAAGAAAACUGAGAGCAGUUACAGGAAGUCUUAUUAUCAUUGCCGUUUUACACGAUGAUGAGUUUGUUGAGUAAGCUGCACCUGCAA
Messenger RNA from Etheostoma cragini (Arkansas darter), 1782 nucleotides. It is a transcript of the gene shtn2, whose product is annotated as shootin 2. The coding region runs from base 169 to 1707 and encodes 512 amino acids. The record is from RefSeq and is a predicted model, not a curated record. The transcript is spliced from 15 exons. NCBI's taxonomy places the organism in Eukaryota, Metazoa, Chordata, Actinopteri, Perciformes, Percidae.